AUGAGUUCCCUCAGUGAAGAAGAGUACGACAAGCUGGAGGAUCACCGUACCCCAACCCUUGAACUUCAUAUGGGGGAGGAAUAUCAAGCCGCUUUGCCAUCCGCACACUCACCUUCAUCCGACUCUGACGAAGAGCUGCUCACAAUCCCCAACAUGAACCAGGCAAUACAAGAGCUCAAGAAGAGGAAGGAGAAGAGGAAGCAGGGCUGGCCUACAAAAGACAAGCCCCCUCUGCCCGACUUCUCUCUCAGCUGCAACAUCACGGUCUACGCGUACUCGGAGCGCGACAAGUCCAAGGCGAAGAAGGACGCGAACAAGUCUCUCACAAUCCCCUUCACCGUCAACAACUCUACGACCUUCGAUGACCUCUCUGUCGUGCUACUGAAGGCAGCUACCAAGCACUCGCGCGACAACAAUGACAAGCUCAGCAACUACAAUGUAACCUUUACUAUCCCCUACGUAUCAUCCCAGCCCCUCUCCCUUGACGAAGCGGAUGACUUCGCGGAGUUCAUCACCCGUGGGCGGAAGGGAACACGCGGGAAGACUGCCACGAUCAUUGUUCAGCGUACCUUGAAGCCCAAGGCCAAGAAGCGCGAUUGGCAGAAGGUAAACACACCAAGCACAACUAUCAUUGUCAGCAACAGUGGCAACAGUGAUGGGGACGAGCCCCCAAAGAAGAAGAAGAAGGAUGAGAAGAAGAAGAGCAAGGUACUCUUCCCUUUCAUCCCCUCGUCUCGCUUGCUGACAAGCUUGCAGGCACCCAGACAUGCCGACAUCGCAGCCGUGAACCUCGCAAAGACGCAGGCGAUCACCACCCUGCCAGGCGUCAAGAGCAAGUUCUGCUACGUCAAGGGUGACAUGCAUAUAGCUCUAAGCCAUGUCCUCUUCAACAAGUGGGCUGCUGCUACGCUUGCGAGGGGCCCUGAUGGUAGUUAUCACGCGACGACGGAGAUGCCUCCAAAUGACGAGGACUUUUGCAAAAUCCUCGAGAACGACAACACCAGUACCGGUCAGUUGGCAUUAGUUCUUUGUCGCCAGGCUCUGCAGAAAGAAGUGCCUGCCCCUAUCUCCGCUCCUCCUGUUACCUUCCAGUUUGGCAGCUUCCCCCCCUACCCUGGUGUUGGUCCGCAUGUUGGAAUCGGUGUCUACGCGCUCUCUAGCGCCUAUGUCCUAUCUCUGCGCUCGCGCCUUAUUGCCGAGCGCCACAUAUUUCCUCGGCAUUUGCCGUGCCCUCCUGCCUAG
Schizophyllum commune H4-8 is the source of this 1242-nucleotide messenger RNA. RefSeq lists its product as uncharacterized. Bases 1 to 1242 code for a protein of 413 amino acids. The transcript is spliced from 6 exons. The record is from RefSeq and is a predicted model, not a curated record. NCBI's taxonomy places the organism in Eukaryota, Fungi, Basidiomycota, Agaricomycetes, Agaricales, Schizophyllaceae.